UAUCAGUCCAAGGCUCUCAGAAUUGUAGUAAAACCGAAAAACCAGCGCGUUUAUGAUUUCGCUGGGUUCACUUCAGUUUGUCAGUUCAUUAGGCGGUCAUACUUAAAAGAGCGAUUUAAAAUCGACUUACCACAUCGAUUCCGACUGUACAGCUUCAAAAGUCCAACCUUCUGUGAUCACUGCGGCAGUCUACUUUACGGACUCUACAAACAGGGAGUCAAAUGCGAAGUUUGUGGGAUCAACGCGCAUAGUAAGUGCCAAGGUUUGAUGGCCAACCUCUGCGGAGUGAACCAGUUACGACUGGCUGAUACUCUGGCAGAAAUCAAAAUCAGCAACAACUCUACUUCGAACAACAACUGCAGUUUGUCUUGUAGUGACAUUACGGAAAAGAAGCUGUCAACGAGCAGUAAGGCAUCAGACGUGUUGCUGGUUGAGCUCAAAGGGAAGAAACGGUACUUCGCAAUGAAGUGCCUCAAGAAAGACGUGAUCCUGAACGGCGAGGAUAUCGAAUGCACAUUGAUCGAGCGGCGCCUGCUCAUCAUGGGAAGCCAGUGUUGUUUCCUGACCAAAUGCUACGGAUGCCUGCAAUCACGGGACUACGUGUUUUUCCUCAUGGAAUUCCUGAACGGUGGUGAUCUCAUGUAUCACAUUCAACGGGUCAAAAAGUUUCCUGAACCUUGCGCAAAUGUUUUCAGAUUUUAUGCAGCCGAAAUCUUAUGUGGAUUGACGUUUCUUCAUGACAAAAGUAUCAUAUACAGGGAUCUGAAGCUGGACAACGUAAUGCUUGACAUCGAGGGUCACAUCCAUCUCACGGACUUUGGCAUGUGCAAAACGGAAAUGAACCGCGAACACGGUAAGGCCAGCACAUUCUGCGGAACGCCCGACUACAUUGCUCCAGAGAUAAUAAAAGGCAAACUAUACUCAGAGGCGGUAGACUUCUGGUCAUUCGGCGUGUUGCUGUACGAAAUGCUAAUUGGUCAGUCGCCAUUCCACGGUGAAAAAGAAGAGGAACUGUACGAAUCGAUCACCAACGAGCAACCUGCAUUCCCAAAAUCACUCAGCAAGGAAGCUGUCAGAUGCCUUCAUUCGCUGUUCGACCGAAAUCCCGAUACUCGUCUUGGCAUGCCAGAUUGCCCUCAGGGCCCCAUCAGGUCGCAUCCGUUCUUUCGUGACAUCGACUGGAAAAAGGCGAGCAUGCGACAGCUAACGCCCCCUUUCAAGCCAACGGUGGUAAACCAAUUUACAGAUUUUGACGAAGGUGUGCAAUCAUUCUCUAUUAAUGAUCGUAUUGCAUUAACUUCUGUCGCAGUGCUGCGUUACGAAAAUGGUUUCUAG
Molecule: messenger RNA, 1335 nt
Organism: Soboliphyme baturini
Lineage: Eukaryota; Metazoa; Nematoda; Enoplea; Dioctophymatida; Soboliphymatidae
Source: the annotation of a GenBank genome assembly